AUGGCCCGCCCAGACAAUGUAGUUGAUAACAGCACAUCCAGCACUGUGGGUUUAGGCUACAGCGUGGGAGUUGGAGAAGCAGCAAAUUUUGCUGCCUAUGCCUUUGCCCCUGCAACGCUGGUAACUCCACUGGGUGCUCUAAGUGUCCUUGUCAGUGCAGUUCUGUCUUCCACCUUCCUGCAUGAGCAGCUGAAUGUUCAUGGGAAGAUUGGCUGCAUCCUGAGUAUCCUGGGCUCCACGGUGAUGGUGAUCCAUGCUCCACAGGAAGAAGAGGUUUCCAGCCUGGAGUCAAUGGCAGAGAAGCUGAAAGAUCCAGGAUUCAUUGUAUUUGCUGUAUGUGUGCUGGUGAGCUCCCUUCUGCUUAUCUUUGUGGCUGGACCCCGCUACGGACAGAGCAAUGUCCUGGUUUAUGUUUUGGUCUGCUCCGCCAUCGGCUCGCUUUCUGUGUCCUGUGUCAAAGGCUUGGGGAUUGCCCUGAAAGAACUGUUUUCCGGGAAGCCAGUCCUGAAAGAACCACUGGGCUGGGUGCUCCUGGUGUGCCUGGUGAUCUGCAUCAGCAUCCAAAUCAACUAUCUGAACAAAGCCUUGGACAUCUUCAACACAUCUGUGGUCACACCCAUUUACUAUGUGCUGUUCACCACAGCAGUCAUGAUGUGCUCUGCCAUCCUCUUCAAGGAGUGGCAACACAUGGUGCUAGACAACAUCAUCGGCACCAUCAGUGGCUUCCUCACCAUCGUGUCUGGCAUCUUCCUCCUGCACGCCUUCAGGGACAUGCCCUUCACCCCCGACCUCCUGCCCCUCUUCCUGCAGCAAGGCAGGACAGACCUGCACGCCUCGUGGAGGAGUGCAGACAGACAUCAGUCAUGUCAGCACCAGCCUCUUCUGCCCUCAGAGGACAAAGGCUCUCACAGCACAGAGGAGGAGGAAGCUGAAAGCGUGUGAGGAAGCCUCCGAACUGCUAGGUUUUUGCUCCCACUGCUGAACAGCUCCACUGCAAGGUUGAACAUGCUGCCUCAGCUGCUGCUAGCUACUGCUGCACAAGCAGGAGUUGGCAGUUACCAUCUACCUGCCCCCGGCACAAGAUGGGUGACCUGCCACUGCCAGGAGGCUGACAGGGACAGCAGCCUCCUGCGGCUACAGACAGGAGCACUGGGAACUGCCCAGUUCCUGCGAUCUGGUGCCUCUUCACUGUUCUUUUACAUGAAGAAUUGAUCUGCCCACGUCAGGACAUAGGCUUUGGCGGCGCAGAGGCCCCGCAGCACUAACACAGUGCUAACCCUUACUGAAUGUGAAGACCACGCAUUUGGGGAGGCCUCACAGCAUUUUUUUAAAAAUAUACUUAAAAGAUUAACAGUUACAAAAUAAUCUAACAUGGUGCUAAGAUUACAUGGAGAAAAGAUGGAUGUCUGGCUUUAAAGAUGACAUAUCCAGAAUAUUAAUUCAAAAAUUCCUCUGUCAAGUACUUGUUUUGCUCACUCUGCUAGAAUUUAUUUACAGAUUCACAUCCAAGAACAGAAUACAGCCAAAACUAGAAAACUUCAGUGGUGCUGCCACAUGCUGCUGUGGCUCUUACGGAGGGACCAACCUCUUCAUGCAACAUCUGCUGUGCAGGUUGAUGAAGCACCUGCUUACUGUAUUCUAUUAAAAACCUAUUUGUUCAGUUACCGAGUGGCUAGUGAUACAUUUGUACUGAGAGCUGGGCCAGCGCUGAAAGGUGUGAAGACUUACAGCGGUAGGAAGAACCGUGUGGAUGCUUGAGAGAAACUCAAGAUAGGGACAGGAGAGGGAAUCACUUACUGCGGGAAGAGGAGUGACCCAAGAGUCCUUAGCUAUUGAGGUAAGUUUCUGAAGGAUAACUGGACAGCUGUGUCCUGACUAACGUGGGUUUAUAUCUGCAUAUCUCUGCUGAACACAUCCUGAACUUGUUCCCAGGAAGGCUGCUGGCUACAAGCCACCCGUGUUAGGAACUCGCACGCCCUGUCCAGCCACCCACAGCAAAGGCAUGUGUGCAAAACUGCUUUACCAGGUUCCUGUGUAGAGCUCCAAGCCACUGUCAGUGGGUCACUCCAGGCUUCCCAGAGCCAUGCUGUACGUCAACACUGCUGAAAUGCUAUGCUGCCUUUCCAGAGGGUGGAUCAGUAGUUUGUUGUUUCUCCAGUUAGAAGCUCCUCUCUGUGUCCUGGGGGCAGAAGUCCAGGAGGUGCAGCCAUAGGCCUUCCUCCCCUGCUCUCCACAGGUGAAGGUGCACGAGGUUAUAAAGUAGCUGGUUACUUAUUUCCUGCAUUUAGUUUCUCUACAGAAACUACUCCUUUACAGGACAGCAGGAUCUGUUAACCCUUUGGGGAUGAGGAGGAAAGGCCACAGCCUCUCCCAGAAACAAGUUUGAUUCAUGGGACCAAAUCAGUUGAGCAACAAAUCAGAAUUCAGAGCAGACCUUCUAGCCAGAAGACAAUUAUGCCCCCUCCCUACUAAUUUUGCAAUAAACAGGAUUACUGGGAAGGAGGGAGAAUGACAAGAAGGUCAGAUUUUCAAUUCUCGGUGGUCAUCUACCUGAACAAAGGAGAAUCUCAUGUUAAAAAUUGACGCAGUUAAUAUUUAUUACAUUGACCAGGGGAAAGCAGUUAAUGGAGCAAGUCAGUAUUGACAGAGUUGUGCUGCAAUUUGAAAAUUUGUCACGGCCACAUGAACGAUUUACCUACGGAAGCGUGAAAGUAUUUUCCAGUAGCGACACUGUCUGGGAUGAUCACUGUGCUCAGCAAACUCUUCUCACUAAGGGUACCUGUACCGGACCGCUCGGCAACGGCGCCUGCAGGGCUUGUUAGCAUCCACCCAGGAGGGUUUGUUCUGUGCAGCACUGUUUAAGGCAGCGGUCGCAGGCUGGCCUCGCCCAGGGCCGAGAUUCACAUCAGCCCCUGAUGCGAGCAUCGCCACCCCUCCUUUCAGCUGGGCGGGUGCGUGCCAAAUGCUCCCUACGUAGCAUCGGUAGCCCCGGAGUCCCAGCGCAAGGACAGCUGCUGGCAGCGCGUCACCCUGAGGAGGAGUGACUGUGCCUCUGUCGUGGGCUCUCAUCUGGCUGCAACUUCCCCAAGACUGCAUUUAAUUAAAUCCUAAACCCCAGAGCUGAUCCUGGCUCAUUCAGGCGGCAGAGAGACCGGGAGCCAGCGCAGCGGAGGGCCCAGCCUCGCGGGGCGCUGGCUGCGUCCCCCGGGGCGCAGGUCCCACUCAGUCGGACAGGCUCUCCGAGAAGGUCGA
This is a messenger RNA of Pygoscelis adeliae (Adelie penguin), 3252 nucleotides long. RefSeq names its product magnesium transporter NIPA2-like. Gene Ontology annotation, cellular component: membrane. The record is from RefSeq and is a predicted model, not a curated record. Gene Ontology annotation, molecular function: magnesium ion transmembrane transporter activity. The transcript is spliced from 4 exons. Gene Ontology annotation, biological process: magnesium ion transport. NCBI's taxonomy places the organism in Eukaryota, Metazoa, Chordata, Aves, Sphenisciformes, Spheniscidae. Bases 1 to 942 code for a protein of 313 amino acids.